This is a messenger RNA of Macrobrachium nipponense, 412 nucleotides long. RefSeq lists its product as uncharacterized. The transcript is spliced from 2 exons. Bases 40 to 372 code for a protein of 110 amino acids. Lineage: Eukaryota; Metazoa; Arthropoda; Malacostraca; Decapoda; Palaemonidae. The record is from RefSeq and is a predicted model, not a curated record.
GAGGCACAAUCUUAACUCAAGAGAGUCUCCGAACACAUCAUGAAGCUGCUUCUGGUUUGCAUUGGGGCUGUCCUCCUGGCUGUGUGUCAGGCAGGAAAUAUAAAAGGUGGAUCCGGUGGCGGACACGGAGGAUCUGGCGGAGGUUCCUUUGGAGGAGGAUCCUCUGGAGGCUAUGGCUCUCGUGGUGGCUCCUCCGGUGGUGGUAGCAAAGGUGGCUCAGUAGGCCACGGCUCCUCUGGAGGUUUUGGAGGAGGAUUUGGAGGAGGUUCCUCUGGAGGAUAUGGCUCCGUUGGAGGUCAAGGGGGCCGGUCUGGAGGAGGAUUCUCCGGCGGACGUGGAAGUGGAUCCAGGGGUGGAGGAUACGGGAAAUGAAAUUGCUUGCAUGCAGAUGCAGAGAACUAAAUUGACAAUA